AUGAGUCCUUCCCCUGCCAGCUCGAAGACAUGCACGGAUGAAAACGCCUUCCUUCAACACUACGCCGGCAUCGAGCCGACCAAGGCCGAAGGGAAGCUCUUCAAGGCGAGACAGAAGGACGCUUUCGCCGUUAUCGGUGCCUGCGAUGCAUCGGUUUUGCGGCAAGGGUACGUUUCGGUAGACCGGGCUCGAAUGGACAUUGAUUUGAGGCUCAGGAGGCGUCGCCGGCGUGGAGACCCCGGAUACUACCGGAAGGUUACGACACCGCCCGCGACGACGCCCACGACAACAAUGCCCACGACAACCACGGCAUUGCCGCUUCCACCUUCUUGCGGCGCUCUUGACACCUUGCUAUUUGGGACAAACAUGACGGAGUUUGUAAAGAUCAUUGAUUGGGACCGGGGGACUGCGGCCAACGACGGAGUCACUUUCGAUGCUACGCAGGACUGCGUCAAUGACCUUUUCGAGCAGAACGGCGGCGUGUGGCUUAUGGAGGUGAGCCCGGAUGGUAGCACCUUUUAUGAGUGGUCUGUGUAUAAGCAGAUUCAGGAGCGGAGUGGUGGAUUCGAUGCACAUGGCUACAUCUACUGGUGGAGAAGUGCAGACAACCUGAUAAAUCAGCAGUUCGAGCUGUACUCAGAUGUCAACGAUGCUAUCUCCGAGAGUUCCAUGUGGGCCACAUGCACCUACAACGACGCGCAAGCCGGCUUUGCCCGCGACUGCUGCUGUCGUUCAGCAAGUCAGGCUUUCGAACCAGGCCUGGGUGGAACCGGCUGGGGGUUCUUCGCGCCAUCAUCAUAUCGGACCAACAUCCGCUGGCCCAAGAUCAGGUUCUCCAUGCCGACGCAACCGCUGCCGACACCAGCGCCGCCGCCGCCUCCGCCGGCAGCAUCCGGUUUACCAGCCUCUUGCGGAGCUCUUGAUGCACUUUCGUUUGGCACAGACAUGGUAGAGUUUGCGAAGAUCAUUGAUUGGGACCGGGACACUGCGGCCAACGACGGAGUCACUUUCGAUGCUACGCAGGACUGCGUCAAUGCCCUUUUCGAGCAGAACGGUGGCGUGUGGCUUAUGGAGGUGAGCCCGGAUGGUAGCACCUUUUAUGAGUGGUCUGUGUAUAAGCAGAUUCAGGAGCGGAGUGGUGGAUUCGAUGCACAUGGCUACAUCUACUGGUGGAGAAGUGCAGACAACCUGAUAAAUCAGCAGUUCGAGCUGUACUCAGAUGUCAACGAUGCUAUCUCCGAGAGUUCCAUGUGGGCCACAUGCACCUACAACGACGCGCAAGCCGGCUUUGCCCGCGACUGCUGCUGUCGUUCAGCAAGUCAGGCUUUCGAACCAGGCCUGGGUGGAACCGGCUGGGGGUUCUUCGCGCCAUCAUCAUAUCGGACCAACAUCCGCUGGCCCAAGAUCAGGUUCUCCAUGCCGACGCAACCGCUGCCGACACCAGCGCCGCCGCCGCCUCCGCCGGCAGCAUCCGGUUUACCAGCCUCUUGCGGAGCUCUUGAUGCACUUUCGUUUGGCACAGACAUGGUAGAGUUUGCGAAGAUCAUUGAUUGGGACCGGGACACUGCGGCCAACGACGGAGUCACUUUCGAUGCUACGCAGGACUGCGUCAAUGCCCUUUUCGAGCAGAACGGUGGCGUGUGGCUUAUGGAGGUGAGCCCGGAUGGUAGCACCUUUUACGAGUGGUCUGUGUAUAAGCAGAUUCAGGAGCGGAGUGGUGGAUUCGAUGCACAUGGCUACAUCUACUGGUGGAGAAGUGCAGACAACCUGAUAAAUCAGCAGUUCGAGCUGUACUCAGAUGUCAACGAUGCUAUCUCCGAGAGUUCCAUGUGGGCCACAUGCACCUACAACGACGCGCAAGCCGGCUUUGCCCGCGACUGCUGCUGUCGUUCAGCAAGUCAGGCUUUCGAACCAGGCCUGGGUGGAACCGGCUGGGGGUUCUUCGCGCCAUCAUCACAUCGGACCAACAUCCGCUGGCCCAAGAUCAGGUUCUCCAUGCCGACGCAGCCGCUGCCGACACCAGCGCCUUGA
Messenger RNA from Symbiodinium sp. CCMP2592, 2031 nucleotides. Lineage: Eukaryota; Dinophyceae; Suessiales; Symbiodiniaceae. The record is from the annotation of a GenBank genome assembly.